AUGGAUUUUGACGAGGAUGCCCCUCCAGAGCUGGUCGACACCGCGGGGGGGGUUCAUCAGGACGGAAUCUCAGUGAAAGUUCCCAUCACGAUAGUUACAGGUUAUCUUGGCGCCGGCAAGACCACUCUGUUAAACUACAUCCUUACAGCCCAGCAUGGCAAGAAGAUAGCGGUCAUUAUGAAUGAGUUUGGUGACUCACUCGACAUUGAAAAGUCCUUGACCGUCAACAAAGGCGAGGAGACGUUCGAGGAGUGGCUCGAGGUUGGAAAUGGCUGCAUCUGCUGCUCCGUCAACUCGCGUAGGGAUACCGGGGUGAAUGCCAUCGAGUCACUCAUGGAGAAGAAGGGCGCCUUUGACUACAUUCUGCUUGAAACAACCGGCCUAGCGGAUCCCGGCAACAUUGCACCGCUUUUCUGGGUAGAUGACGGCUUGGGGAGUACGAUAUAUCUCGAUGGAAUCGUCACGUUGGUAGACGCAAAGAACAUUCUUCGCAGCCUCGACGACCCGAGCGGCAAGGUCGACGGUCCCGAGCCGCACGACCACAGGGGUCCGUUGAUGACGACGGCACACGUGCAAAUUUCGCACGCCGAUGUGCUCGUCAUAAACAAAGCAGACUUGGUGAGCGAGGACGAGCUGCGUCGGGUGCGAGAAAGAAUCGAGUCCAUCAACGGCCUCGCCAAGAUUCAUGUCACGGAGAAUAGCGUCAUCCCCCAGCUCGAGGGCUUCUUGCUGGAUCUGCACGCCUACGACCAAUUCAAUGAGCACGAGGCCAAAGUCAAGGGCCACAGCCAUCUGGAUCCCGCUAUAUCAACGAUUUGCGUGCCCGUCCCUCGGCUACCCCCGCAUCAGCUGGACGACGUCGAUCGGUGGUUGCGCUCAGUGCUCUGGGAUAGCAAAGUCCCAGGGUCGGAAUGCAAGGGGGACUUUGAGAUUCACCGCUCCAAGGGUCGCAUCGUCUUGCAAAACGGAGACGUCAAGAUGCUGCAAGGCGUCAGGGAAGUCUUUGAGUUGACGGAGCCUCCAGGCCUCCAGGAGCCACAGCCUGCUAGCGGGAAGAUUAUCUUCAUCGGGAGGAGAAUUGCCGAGGUGGAUUUCGAGGGCAGCUUCAAGAGGGCAAUCGACCAAAGUUAA
Molecule: messenger RNA, 1131 nt
Organism: Hirsutella rhossiliensis
Lineage: Eukaryota; Fungi; Ascomycota; Sordariomycetes; Hypocreales; Ophiocordycipitaceae
Product: cobW/HypB/UreG, nucleotide-binding domain-containing protein
Exons: 6
Coding region: 1-1131 (376 amino acids)
Cellular component (GO): cytoplasm
Source: RefSeq, a predicted model, not a curated record